AUGUCACAACAGAAGGGAAGUGGAGAUACAUGGUCACAGUUAAAGACUGGAUUCGCAAGAGCCAAGCAUAGAGUGUUGGCCAAGGUUGGUGCUGCAGAGACAACAGUAGACACCAAGAUUCAAGCAGAGAGUGAUAAGUUGUUCACUCUAUUCAAGUUGAUAAAGAGGAUCAAUAAGAACAUUGCAAAGUAUCAAGAUAUCAUCAAGGAUAUAUCAAUCCUUCAGAAUGAGAUGGCUCAUGAUAUCUUGUCAUUCGAUGAGAAGGACCCUCAGAGUCUGGCAUACCAAGAGUGCCAGAGGGAGUUGGAAAGACAAAGAAUGGAGAUGCAAGAGUACUUGGAGGUAUACUGCCAUGAUCCAUUGAGACAAUAUAUAUCACAGUUUAGAGAGAUUGAGGAGCGUUUGAAGGAAUUGGACGUGCGCAGACUUGAUAUGGACAGGUACUUCCGCGACUAUUCAAUCAAGGCUAACAAGGGCAAGGAUGCAACAUCGUUGGCAAUCACAGAGUCCAAGCACACACGUACAAAGGAGGGCUAUCUAGAGUUGAGUGACGAACUCAUGCAUGACAUGCCAAUCCUGUUCAACGAUCGCCAGAACGUGUUCAAUCCAGCAUUGGCCGCGUUGAUCAAUACUAGCGCGAGAUUAUACGCCAACAACUCUGUGGCCUAUGGCAAGGGCCAUCACAUCGCCAGUCAGAUCAACGAGUACGACUCAAUCAAUCAUGCUUGGGUCAUCACACCGGUCGACCAAUCGGCCAUCUCAACAAACGUUCGAUCAUCCGCCGUCUUCAACAGCAAGACGAACGAAUACUCGCCAUCCACUCGCAGUCGCUCGGCCACUGUGGGCACGUCCACGCCAACCUCUUCGCCAUCCUACAGUCCACAAAUGACCUCGGCAAGCCAGCAACCACCUGCCCCACUGGACGCCUCGCCAGUCAUGUUGUCCAAGUCACCAAGUCCACAAAUGCAGUCAUACCAGCCGCCACAGCCACAACCACAACCACAACAACAAUAUCAGCCACAGCCAAUGGCCGCCACGCCAUCACCUUAUAGUGGAGCACCAUCACUUGCCAAGCCAUCGACCACAACAACAACCACAAUGACUACCAUCACAACAACAACUACCAAUCCUCAGCAACAACAGCAGCAACCAGGAAACAAUACUGGACUUCGCGUGAUCAAGCCUGCACCUGGUAGCAGUGUAUAUGGUACGGCAGCAUUCUCCAGCGCCAGCGCCACCAAGCAGCCACAACAAUUCAAUAAUCCGAAUGCAGGAAGAGCGUUGCCAAUGCCAAAGACACCUGUUGCCGCGGCAACAGCCGGCAAAUCACUGCCCCAGGCCGAGGCACUCUUUGACUUUGUUGGCCAGGACACCUCCGAGCUGUCCUUCAAGAGAGGCGACAUUCUAGUGCUCCACACCACCACUGGCGAGUGGCUUAACGCCGAGUUGAAUGGCGCCAGAGGUACCAUUCCAUUCAACUACAUCAGGAUGCUCGAGUAG
This is a messenger RNA of Acytostelium subglobosum LB1, 1500 nucleotides long. RefSeq lists its product as hypothetical. The record is from RefSeq and is a predicted model, not a curated record. Lineage: Eukaryota; Evosea; Eumycetozoa; Acytosteliales; Acytosteliaceae. Bases 1 to 1500 code for a protein of 499 amino acids. Gene Ontology annotation, molecular function: protein binding; lipid binding. Gene Ontology annotation, biological process: plasma membrane tubulation; endocytosis; actin cortical patch localization. The transcript is spliced from 3 exons. Gene Ontology annotation, cellular component: actin cortical patch; medial cortex; Rvs161p-Rvs167p complex.